CCCGAGCCGCGGAGCCCACGGAGCCAGUGCGGACGGCGAGCGUCCGUUUCCCGCAAGCAGCGCUUGUAGCCUGGAGGCCCAGGGACCCCUGCGCUCCCCCGCCACGGCGCGCGCCCAGAGCGCGGGAGCCCGGAGCACCGGGCGCCUGGGACCCCGCGCAGCCUCUGGCCAGCCCGCGGGGCUAGGCAGGGAUGCGGGUUGCACUGUGAGCCCGGGCGCCAGGGUCAUGGCCGGCGCCCGCUGCCGGACCCUGUACCCCUUCUCCGGGGAACGGCACAGCCAGGGACUACGCUUCACUGCGGGCGAGUUGCUCACGCUGCUCCAGGUCCCGGACGGCGGCUGGUGGGAAGGCGAGAAGGACGACGGGCUCCGUGGCUGGUUCCCCGCCAGCUACGUGCAGCUGCUGGAGAAGCCUGGGAUGGUCCCCCCUCCGCCGGGAGAGGAGAGCCAGACGGUCAUCCUUCCACCUGGCUGGCACAGCUACUUGUCUCCUCAGGGCCGCCGUUACUAUGUCAACACGACUACCAAUGAGACCACCUGGGAACGGCCCAGCAGUUCUCCUGGGAUUUCAGCCAGCCCUGGCCCUCACAGAAGCUCUGUGCCUCCAACAGUGAAUGGAUACCACGCAUCAGGGACCCCGGCGCACCCUCCAGAGACUGCCCACAUGAGUCUCCGAAAAUCCACCGGUGAUUCCCAGAACCUGGGAUCCUCGUCGCCAAGCAAGAAACAGAGCAAGGAAAACACCAUCACAAUCAACUGUGUGACGUUCCCUCACCCAGACACAAUGCCUGAACAGCAGCUGCUCAAGCCGACUGAGUGGAGCUAUUGCGACUACUUCUGGGCGGAUAAGAAGGACCCACAAGGCAAUGGCACGGUGGCUGGGUUUGAACUGCUGCUGCAGAAGCAACUGAAAGGCAAGCAGAUGCAGAAAGAGAUGUCUGAGUUCAUCCGGGAAAGGAUUAAGAUUGAAGAGGAGUAUGCAAAGAACCUGGCUAAGCUCUCUCAGAACUCCCUGGCUGCCCAGGAGGAAGGAUCCCUGGGAGAGGCAUGGGCCCAAGUGAAGAAGAGCCUGGCAGAUGAGGCUGAAGUUCAUCUCAAGUUCUCCGCCAAGCUCCACAGCGAGGUGGAGAAACCACUCAUGAACUUCCGUGAGAACUUCAAGAAGGACAUGAAAAAGUGUGACCACCACAUUGCUGACCUCCGCAAGCAGCUGGCCAGCCGCUAUGCCUCGGUAGAGAAGGCUCGCAAAGCCCUCACAGAGCGGCAGAAAGACCUGGAGAUGAAGACCCAGCAGCUGGAGAUCAAGUUGAGCAACAAGACUGAGGAGGACAUCAAGAAGGCACGACGGAAGUCCACGCAGGCUGGAGAUGACCUCAUGCGCUGUGUGGACCUCUACAACCAGGCCCAGUCCAAGUGGUUUGAAGAGAUGGUGACCACCACACUGGAGCUGGAGCGGCUGGAGGUGGAGAGGGUGGAGAUGAUCCGACAACAUCUGUGUCAGUACACACAGCUGCGCCAUGAGACAGACAUGUUUAACCAAAGCACAGUCGAGCCCGUGGACCAACUGCUACGAAAAGUGGACCCAGCCAAAGACAGGGAGCUCUGGGUCCGAGAGCACAAAACAGGCAACAUUCGCCCAGUGGACAUGGAAAUCUAGACCUGCUUGUGUGGUCCUGGGG
This is a messenger RNA of Arvicola amphibius (Eurasian water vole), 1679 nucleotides long. RefSeq names its product growth arrest specific 7 (gene Gas7). Gene Ontology annotation, molecular function: actin filament binding. The transcript is spliced from 14 exons. Gene Ontology annotation, biological process: neuron projection morphogenesis; actin filament polymerization. The record is from RefSeq and is a predicted model, not a curated record. Gene Ontology annotation, cellular component: actin filament; cytoplasm; plasma membrane. Bases 227 to 1657 code for a protein of 476 amino acids. Lineage: Eukaryota; Metazoa; Chordata; Mammalia; Rodentia; Cricetidae.